CCUUUCGUCUUUUUUUCUUUUUGGGACUCUACUAAAAAAGUAUAGACACCACGAACGGACUUUCCGGAGUUGCCCAAAAUCCAAUUCUUGGUGGAUUUUGCAUAGGGAAGAGAUUUUAUGUAGGAGAUUGUCAUUGCCGACCUAGCAUUCCCCUGCAACGCCACCAAAUCGAUCAAUUCGGACCCGGGAACGAGACAUCACGAUGGGGAAUUUCGAACCGCUCAUGAGCUUCAAUUUGCCAGAGCUUUUGGCUGUGGACUUGGAAGCGUCGGAGGAGGUUUUUACAUCGAGACAAUUAACUGCUGGGGCCCCGGCGCCUGCACUAGCUGACGAUGGGAGCAAGAGACGAUAUUCAUUGCAGGACAGUUCGCUGUGCGCGGCCCCUUCAUCCCUGUCCUAUCAUCUGGACUUGAUGUCGAGGGCUAAGUCGUUACAAAAUGCGCAUGAGAAGGAAACACAGUUUCUAUCUAUCCAUCGCAAGUCGGAACAAAACAAUAGCGAUUCCGACACGACUAGUAGUGAAUCAUCCGGUGUCUUGAUGCCACCACCAUCAAUUGGCACGCGGGAUGCAUCGAUUGCCACAGCAGCCACAUCAGUAACCUCGGAAAGAAUGGAGCCGUCGAACCAAUUAAAGCUUGUGAUACAAGACAAGAAGCAAGCUGGCGAGAGUUGGAUGGAUUUUGAUGUUGAUGAUGCAAAUUCUCCAGACCGAAGGUACAAUAGCAUGAUCAAUCUCUCGUCACCUGCACAUCAUUUGCGACGUGACCUGGACGAGUCAAGGAGUAUGUCACUCAACUCAGCUUUACCACGCCCCAAAUCGGCUGCUCUUCCUCCAACGUCACCUCCCAGCGUAAUAUCUUUAGGUACGCCUGAGCGACAAACUUAUAUGAAGAAGCCUUUGGCAAGUCCUACCUCAAUUCCAACGCGACGCUCUUCUUUAUUACACCGAAAUUACCCAGUACUUCCGCAGAUUAAUGUUUCACCGUCUCGACAAAGUUCAUCGUCUCAACCACCACCGCCACAUUCCGACGGCGGUCCAGCAACCCCAGAUCUCAACAUGCCGUCUUCAGCCCCGCCUCGAUUGUUUCGUAGCGAGAUGAACCGGCAUGUGAGCGAUGACGCUGACGAAGCAGAUGAUAGGAUGGAUUUACCUUCAGACUUUAACUUGAUAGCAAAUGAUGGUGGGCGGAUUUCACGAGCAGAAAGUGCCCAGCAUCCAGAAAUCGCCCCGGCCGGAAUCGAUGUCGAAUCUUGGUUGGAGUCUAGUGUCGACAACUUUCCUUAUUAUGCUCGAACUGGGGCAGAUGGUGGGCAUACUCCCUUACCACUCCCACCAGAGGUUAUCGAUACGCUCCGAGUUUCGAUAGCAUGUUUCCCGGAAACGAUGCUCCAGUGCUCUAGCCUUUCUAUCGAGACCAUACGUGGUCAUUCGAGAAAACUUAGGUACAGGGGCACGAGCCCCGCGAGCUUAUAUUCAGAAUCACCUACGUCAGUAGACACAUCAGAGCCAGCAAAGUCGUCGAAAUGGAAGUGGUUGCCUCUGAAGAGACUGCCAUCAUCUCCUACCCGAACACCACCUAGUCCACAACAAAAUAGCCUGGUGGAGAGUAUAGAAUCAAGAUUUAGUCCAACAUGGCCUAGAAGACCAGAUUGGACAGCGAUUCAAAAUCUCUUCCCUACCUCGUCUGAUUACCUCUGCGACGCUCUCUAUGCUCAUAUAGUAGCAUAUAAUUAUAUUACUUCCUUAUGUCCUCGGUCAGUGCUUGCCAAUCCAAUAUCAAGACCCAGCUCCAAGUCUUCGGUGGUAUCGGAUAUGAGCCUCGAGCUUUCUAUCGACCUCCGCACUUCUAUCGAUAUGCGAUCUUCCACCUCCGACGGUACCGCGAUCCCGCUCAAGGCAGCAAGCUUGCUUGGUUUACAAGAAGACCCGAACGCGCCGAUUCCCGAGCCCCCUUCUUCACGAUGCAACACACUUCGCAGCAAGAGAUCCUUUUUCGUGUUACCGAAGUCCCAUUCAUUCCACGAGUCCAUCAGACCCACGACAUCAAAUGGCUUUGGCGGCCGCCGCCCAACGCCACCUGACCACAGCGAGCAGUUACUACGAGACCUACGACUUGGCCUUGCUAGGUGCAUCUCGAGACUUGUUGCCACCUUACGGACGUCCAACUGUGGCCCGGCUUCGGGUACCGAUGGAGGAAAGCCGAGGCGUGAAGAAGAUCCCGAUUUUAUGCGAGCACUAUGUGAAAUCGUGCGCCUUUCCGAAGAGAGAUAUAUGUUCUAAGAUCAAUCCUUUGCACUGGCAACACUACGAAAUAAAGAAAAAAAAGUUCUUUCAGCAAAAAAUCAAUUCUUGCGGGUUGAAUAGCAGGCAGGCGGCUUUUAGGCACUGUCUACCUUUUCCUAGGUCUUACUAGCAUUACCAGAGGCCCUCUGGCCCCUCUACGAAAUAAUUCGU
Molecule: messenger RNA, 2455 nt
Organism: Annulohypoxylon maeteangense
Lineage: Eukaryota; Fungi; Ascomycota; Sordariomycetes; Xylariales; Hypoxylaceae
Exons: 1
Coding region: 203-2281 (692 amino acids)
Source: RefSeq, a predicted model, not a curated record